Molecule: messenger RNA, 1265 nt
Organism: Theobroma umbraticum
Lineage: Eukaryota; Viridiplantae; Streptophyta; Magnoliopsida; Malvales; Malvaceae
Product: glyoxylate/succinic semialdehyde reductase 1-like
Cellular component (GO): cytosol
Molecular function (GO): NADP binding; oxidoreductase activity; NAD binding
Source: RefSeq, a predicted model, not a curated record
AAAAAACUCCAUGCUUUUGUUUUGUUUUUCCGUGUGUACAUACAGGUGGAGUCUGGUAAGGAAUACUGCAUGAACUAGUAACAAAGAAAAGUUCCAAAGUGAAAGAGAGAGUAAACAAAGAAGAAGAAGAAGAAGAAAAUGGAGGUUGGGUUUUUGGGACUGGGAAUAAUGGGGAAAGCCAUGUCAAUGAAUUUGCUGAAGCGUGGAUUCAAAGUCACUGUUUGGAACAGAACUCUGUCUAAGUGUAAUGAACUGGUGGCUCAUGGUGCCUCAGUUGGAGAAACCCCUGCAGAAGUCGUUAAGAAGUGCAAGAUCACCAUUGCCAUGUUGUCUGAUCCCGCUGCAGCUCUUUCGGUUGUUUUCGACAAAGAUGGUGUGCUCGAGCAAAUUUGCAACAGUAAAGGUUACAUUGACAUGUCAACUGUUGAUCCCGAGACUUCUUGCAAAAUCAAUGAGGCAAUUACAUCAAAGGGUGGUCACUUCCUUGAGGCCCCUGUUUCAGGUAGCAGGCAGCCCGCAGAAACUGGUCAACUAGUGAUUCUCGCUGCUGGGGAGAAGGCAUUGUAUGAGGAAGCAAUUCCAGCUUUCGAUGUCUUGGGAAAGAAGUCUUUCUUCUUGGGACAAGUUGGAAAUGGAGCAAAAAUGAAACUUGUUGUUAACAUGAUAAUGGGCAGUAUGAUGAAUGCAUUUUCGGAGGGACUUGUACUGGCUGAGAGAAGUGGACUGAAUCCACGUAGCCUUCUUGAUGUACUGGACUUGGGUGGAAUUGCUAAUCCAAUGUUCAGAGGAAAGGGACCGGCAAUGCUUCAGGACAAUUAUUCCCCUGCAUUUCCUUUGAAACAUCAGCAGAAAGAUAUGAGGUUGGCUCUUGCCCUAGGGGAUGAAAAUGCAGUAUCAAUGCCAGUCGCAGCCGCAGCCAAUGAGGCUUUCAAGAAGGCGAGAAGCAUGGGGUUGGGAGAUCUGGACUUUUCAGCUGUUUGUGAGACCGUGAAGGUUCUUAAACAUUCAUCUUGAUACCGUGGAUGUUAAUGUCUUGAAACAUAAAGGAGGGACCUCACUUGGUUAAUGAUUUAGGGAGUCACAGCUUCAUUAGAUGGGUUCAGUGUUGAUUCAUACUCAUAGCGCCUAUGGAGUUCCUACACAGGGAAGCAUCCCCCUUGUGUGAUGUUGUUCUUAAGUACACCUCUAUUAUUACCCAAAACAGCUGGUUUGGAAGUUGGUAAUAUCAUGUUAUAAAAAUGGUCUGUGGUUCUGCGUUUUUAUCC